Molecule: messenger RNA, 1113 nt
Organism: Paramisgurnus dabryanus
Lineage: Eukaryota; Metazoa; Chordata; Actinopteri; Cypriniformes; Cobitidae
Product: deoxycytidine kinase 2
Biological process (GO): nucleobase-containing compound metabolic process
Cellular component (GO): mitochondrion; cytoplasm
Molecular function (GO): deoxynucleoside kinase activity; ATP binding
Source: RefSeq, a predicted model, not a curated record
CCUUGCCGCGAAUUUCAACCAGAUCAAACUGUCGUUUAGGCGCGCAAGGGCAACCUUUAAGCUCCCUUUCAGGGCUUUAUACUUUUUAUUUAUAAAACAAGUGGUGCAGGAUAUACAUCAAUAUUUAAUACAACACUAUGGCUACUCCUCCCAAGAGAUUUUGUAGAAGUUUUGACGCUGACCUCAGCUUUGAAAAAAGGGCAUUGAAGAUCUCAAUAGAGGGAAACAUAGCUGCUGGCAAGUCAACGUUUGUGCGCAUGUUGGAGCGUACGUCAGAAGAGUGGGAGGUCAUACCAGAACCCAUAGGAAAGUGGUGCAAUGUGCAAACCACAGAGAAUGAGUACGAGGAGCUUAGCACAUCACAGAAGAGCGGAGGAAACCUCCUGCAGAUGUUAUAUGACAAGCCCAGCCGCUGGUCCUACACUUUCCAGACGUACGCCUGCCUGAGUCGUGUCCGUUCACAGCUUCAACCCCCUUCUGCCAAACUUCAGCAGGCUGAGAAACCUAUCCAGUUCUAUGAGCGUUCUGUCUACAGUGACCGGUAUGUGUUUGCAUCCAACCUCUUUGAAUCUGGAGAUCUGAACGAGACUGAAUAUGCCAUCUACCAAGACUGGCAUUCAUGGCUCCUCAGUCAGUUUGAGGCUCAGCUUGAGCUAGAUGCCAUGAUCUACCUUCGUGCAGAUCCAGAGAGAUGUAUGCAGCGUCUUCAGUUCAGAGGGCGAGAGGAGGAACAGGGGAUUCCACUUGAGUAUUUGGAGAAGCUGCAUUAUAAGCAUGAAUGUUGGCUGUACAACCGGACCACAAAGGUUGAUUUUGAGUAUCUUAAAGACAUUCCAAUAUUGGUCCUGGAUGUUAAUGAGGACUUUAAAAAUGACAGAAUUAAACAAGAAGGAGUAAUGGAUAAGGUGAAGGAGUUUCUGAACACGCUGUAGCAUCCAAUCCAACUGCUUGACUUAUGUAUACUGGUGAUUUAUCACUAGUAUUCUGGAUCACUGCCUGUUACCACUUAAAUGAUUUUUUAUCUGCUUUUUGUUGAGCUUAUUGUACAUAUGUAUGUGUUUUUUAUUAAAACAUGAUUUUUAACAUUUUACAACCAAGCAUUAUAUCAAUAUA